AUGCCGACUUUAUCUUUGAUCGACUUCAACAUCGUUUGUGCGACGCUUGGCGGGUUCGUCUCCAUCUUCGGGUUGGUCUCGUACCUGUUCAAGGAGAGAUUCUACCUAUCCGAAGCAUUAAUCUCCCUACUGGCCGGGGUGAUAUUCUCUCCCCACGCCGCAAACUUCAUCCGACCACUCGACUAUGCGCUCGGCACAGAGCAAAACCUCGACCAGAUCACGCUCUGCUUCACCAGACUCGUCCUGGGCGUCCAGCUAGUCCUUGCCGGCGUCCAGCUGCCGAAGCGGUACCUGCAAAUCGAAUGGCGGAGCCUCUCGCUACUUCUUGGUCCCGGCAUGACUGCAAUGUGGAUGUGCAGCGCCCUCGUGAUCUGGGCCCUCGUGCCUAAUUUUUCGUUCCUGCAUGCCCUUGCUGUUGGCGCCUGUGUUACGCCAACAGACCCUGUGCUGUCCAACUCUAUCGUCAAGGGCAAGUUCGCUGAUAAGAAUGUGCCCCAGCCACUGCAGCGAAUUAUCAUUGCCGAGUCCGGUGCGAAUGAUGGACUGGGUUAUCCGUUUCUUUUCUUUGCGAUCUACCUGAUUCAGUAUACAGGUAUGGGCGGGGAGGGGUUUAGCGGGGGUGCUGGGAAAGCCAUGGGCUUGUGGUUUUAUGAGACUUGGGCUUAUACGAUCCUGCUGAGUGUCGGGUAUGGAGUCACUGUUGGUUGGAUCUCUAGGGAAAUGCUUCACUGGGCGGAGGAGAAGCGCUAUGUUGACCGCGAGAGUUUUCUCGUCUUUGCCAUUGCGCUUGCGCUCUUUAUCGUAGGAACCUGCGGGCUUAUCGGAACAGACGACCUACUCGCUUGUUUUGUCGCAGGCAACGUCUUUACCCAAGACGACUGGUUCCGCCUCGAAACAAUGGACGACUCCCUCCAGCCCACAAUUGACAUGCUCCUCAACCUGGCAGUCUUUAUGUGGUUCGGUGCCGUCUGUCCCUGGUCGCUGUUCCUGAACAACAAUGUAAUCCCACUCUACCGCCUCGUCUUUCUAGGAGUCCUGAUCCUCCUCGUCCGCCGCUUGCCUAUCAUCUUCGCCAUGCACAAGUACAUCGACCAAAUUGAGAGCCUCUUCCAGACAUCCUUCGUCGGUUUCUUCGGUCCUAUCGGCGUUGGUGCGAUCUUCUACCUCUCUGUUAGCCGCGAGUACCUCCAUAAGAUCACCGUCGAUGGUAAGGUCCGCGAGGAUGCGCAGCAGGUAUCUGAUGCGAUUGAGGUUAUUGUGUGGUUCCUUGUUAUUUGCAGCAUUGUGGUGCACGGCCUCUCCAUUCCGUUCGCAAAAGCAGGCUACCACCUCCCGCGCACCAUCUCGGCCGCAAUAAGCACCAGCACAACAGCAGAACUAGAGCCCGCCCCGCUGGCGUCGAACGUGCCCACACAUAGCACGGCCACGCCGCACGGGAAUACUGAAUUAACCAGUCGACGGACGAGAAGGCAUGGUGCCGAAACUCUACCUGCAUCUGCAACGACAACUCCAGGUUCUGGCUCUGGCUCUGCAUCCGAUUCUGGAUGGAUGCCGAAAGGUGGAGUGCUGCCAAGGUACUCGCAUUCAUAUUCGCGUACACCCGAGCCUGUAGCUUUCCAGAUCGGUCGGAGCGUUGCGAGGACCAUGUCUCCGUCUUCUGAGGCACAGCUUGGAUCGGGGGGUGGGGAGGAGCCUUCGAGGCCGGUGAAUUUGGUUUUGAAGGCGGCGGCUGCGGAUGGGGAGGAUGUCGAUAGAGUGAGGACUGCUUAG
This is a messenger RNA of Aspergillus versicolor CBS 583.65, 1770 nucleotides long. RefSeq names its product putative Na/H antiporter. Gene Ontology annotation, molecular function: sodium:proton antiporter activity. Gene Ontology annotation, biological process: sodium ion export across plasma membrane; proton export across plasma membrane; regulation of membrane potential. The record is from RefSeq and is a predicted model, not a curated record. The transcript has 5 exons. NCBI's taxonomy places the organism in Eukaryota, Fungi, Ascomycota, Eurotiomycetes, Eurotiales, Aspergillaceae. Gene Ontology annotation, cellular component: plasma membrane. Bases 1 to 1770 code for a protein of 589 amino acids.